ACUCGCGGAAUAUACUAAACAACGCUACAACCACAUCCACUAUGCUAAAGCCAUGAACUGUACACGACUGCUGCGGAAGGCCUAUGACGACGCUCUCGCCAACUAUGACGUACUCGUCAUGCCCACGAUGCGCACUUUGCAGGCAGAGUUGCCAAAACGGGUAGCAAGUAUACAGGAGAACUUGGACAAAAUCUUUGGAAUGCUCAACAACGCAGCUCAGUUCAACCUAACUCACCACCCGGCACUCAGCAUCAACGCUGGAUUUGCAGGUGGACUUCCGGUUGGCCUCAUGAUCGUCGGAAAACGCUUUGAUGAGGUCACAGUGUUGAAAGCUGGUUACGGUUUUGAGAAAAAACGAGAUGAAUAGUUUUUAGAGGGUUAAUAUGUCAUCAAGGCCAUUGACAGGGGAAUCAUUAUUAUCACUUCAGUUUCUCAACGACGAUUUUCAUAAGCAAUCGACCAUUUCCAUGAACGAAGUGCAUGUGUGACGAAGUUGUUGUCUUUAUUACUGGUGUUACGCGAGGUAGCAAAUACAACUCAGUUAUAAUCUUUCUUCUUAUUUAUUUAACUACUUUCCAGUUGUUGCCCACGUCACUUUCUUCAUUUCUAUUCUACCUCAUGCAAUCUUAAAUAGCGGCCUUCUCUCUGUUCAUAUCACGCGUAGUUGUAUACACUGUAAAUGCCAUAAGAGCAUGACAAUCAACUCAAAUUAUUCUACAUAACACUCCCCGCUCCUUAUUCACUCGUGGCUGUCAUUUACUAACA
Messenger RNA from Lingula anatina, 765 nucleotides. RefSeq lists its product as uncharacterized. NCBI's taxonomy places the organism in Eukaryota, Metazoa, Brachiopoda, Lingulata, Lingulida, Lingulidae. Gene Ontology annotation, molecular function: catalytic activity. The record is from RefSeq and is a predicted model, not a curated record.